This is a messenger RNA of Penicillium robsamsonii, 1521 nucleotides long. RefSeq lists its product as uncharacterized. The record is from RefSeq and is a predicted model, not a curated record. The transcript has a single exon. Bases 1 to 1521 code for a protein of 506 amino acids. Lineage: Eukaryota; Fungi; Ascomycota; Eurotiomycetes; Eurotiales; Aspergillaceae.
AUGCCGUCGCUACUUGAUCUUCCCUUGGAACUUCUGGGGCUAAUCGUAAAAGAAACGAUCCCGGUGGAUUUUGAAGCAACAGCCCUGUCUUGUAAAGAUUUGUUUGCAGCAAGCACCCCUUUCCGAGCGGAAUAUGCUACCCGAAGGAAACGGUUUAGAAACUUUACAUUUUCGCAGAAAGUUGAAAAAAGUCUAGAAGGGGCAAAGGAAUCCGACUCAGGCGAAUCUUGGGAUGAAAUUACCCAAGAAACAGGCAUCCGAAUCACAACCACGCGAGGGCUAUUGGAACAGAUCGCCCUGGAUCACUCUUUGGCACAAUACAUACAAUCUGUCAAUCUCAGGGAUCAUGAGGACGAAGAUGAAGAUGAAGAUGAAGAGGAAGAGGUAUCAGGCCCUUUGGAGGCCGAGGUGCCGGAGACUCUAAAGAACUUGGUGCUUAGGUCGCCCUUCAUUGAAGCCUUCAAAGGGGAUCCCGAUGAUUGGAUUAGAGGAAUUCAACGGUCCACGGUAUAUGCAGAUGUUUUUCUCCUGACAUUGCUAUCUCAAGUGCGAAAGGUGGCUUUACACCCACGUUGGGAUGAACUAUAUCCCUUUGAUAAAAGGAAUUUGGCCAAUAAACAUCUUUGGCCGGUACUCGAGCUGAUUAUGCACCGUGCAAAUCACGUCGAGGAAUUUCCUGAUGCGCCGUUGUCAAAGCUCUCCAUAGUGAAGCCAUCUCGUGACAACGGCUAUGAAGAAAAAUCCUCAUUGACUCCAUUUAUACCAUUCAUGGCGAUCAAUUCCGUGUCAGAAGUCUCCCUGACCAGCUGCCUCUUUAUUGAUGAUGGUUACACUGGAAUUCCCUUUGACCCAUUGGUUGAAUGCUAUAGCACAAACUUGCGGAAAUUAAGCUUAGACAUGAGUGUCGCCGGUCCGGAGGAGGUAUCACAGCUACUCUCGCGAAUUCCAAACCUAGAGAUCUUUGAGUUCUCUCAUGAAACAAAGUGGCAUGGCUGCGGCCAUAACUGGAACAUUGGUGCAUUUUUGGAUAUUGUGCAGAAUAUCUGUGCGGAGAAUCUGAAGACAUUGUCGGUGACAAUAUUCACUUGCUGGGGCAAUAAAGGAGCCACACUGGUGGAUAUGACUCGUUUUCGGAAAUUGGCUGUGCUUGAAUUGGACAUCGACACAUUGUGCAAUCCCCCAUAUGAUCCAUCGACGGGAUACAUCGACUGGGAUGAAUGCGAGUCAGUUCCCGGCAGUCCAGCCUGGCCGAAACUAACUGAAAUGUUGCCAGCGUCCAUUGAAACGCUCAACUUGUAUCUAAAUACAUUCAGUGAUGAUCAUCUGAAGUGCAUCACUCAUCUGAUCGACGGUCUUUCAGAUGGUCGGGCCACAAAGCUGCCCCAUUUAGACAAGUUGAGCCUUUUUGUAUGUAUGGAUUCGGACCCGACGAUUCCGGACGUGGCACUUGGGGCUUUAAAUGCUGCGAAGAUGAGUGGCUUUUCAAUUUUGGAACUCGGCAAAUCGAUUCCUCUUAUUUAA